Zophobas morio is the source of this 736-nucleotide messenger RNA. RefSeq names its product leucine-rich repeat-containing protein 15-like. Gene Ontology annotation, molecular function: protein binding. The record is from RefSeq and is a predicted model, not a curated record. NCBI's taxonomy places the organism in Eukaryota, Metazoa, Arthropoda, Insecta, Coleoptera, Tenebrionidae. The coding region runs from base 242 to 715 and encodes 157 amino acids. The transcript has 9 exons.
UUGCAAGAAUAGUAUAAACUCUGUCCCAGCGGCAUGGUCAUGUUUAAAUCAUUUGACUGAACUGAAUUUAGAAGGUAAUAAGUUGUCUUACACUCCCGUUUCUGAUUUUAACGAAUUUAAUAAACUUCUAUACUUAAACCUUGGAAGCAAUAAAUUAUCAAAUUUUCCAAAAGGAUUGCGCGAGCUUGUUAAUCUAAAGACUUUAGAUUUCAGCUAUAAUAUUCUUACUUCUCUUGAUGGUAUGUUCCAGAAACUCUCUAGCCUUGAAUGCUUAAAGCUGAAUAAUAAUCAAAUCUUAUUUAUUAUGCCAAUAUCAUUUUUGUGGAUGACGAAGUUAACUUACCUAGAUUUGAGCGAAAACUUGCUGGUAUCGCUAGACAGCCGCUUGUUUAGAACACUUAGCAAUCUUCAAUAUUUACGUCUUGAUUAUAACGAAAUAAAUUUUCUUCCGUCUGGUUUGUUUUUCCAUUUGAGGGCUUUAACUUUUCUAAAAAUUAAUAAUGCCGCCGAGAAGGAUAAUAUUAUUACUGAUAUUGGACCCGAUGCUUUUUCUAAACCUUUUAAUUUUAGCAUUUUAAAGUUAACGCUUGGUAAAAGAUUCGACUGCCGCACGCGUUUGCGGUACCACAACGUUCUUAUGUUCGUCGACGAGAAGUGCCAGCUUGAUGAUAAAUUUCAAGAUUUUAGUUUUUUUAGAGUCUACACGAAUUCUUGAAAAGAUUAUAAAAAAGGAGCU